UCCCAAAUCGGCACCCACCAUCGGCCUGCUCGGUGGGGCUGUUGGUGCCGUCGAUGGAUCUCUCACUAAAGGCUUCGAAGUCAGGACAAGGCCCUGCCGCGGCAGAGGACAUCGGAGCGACGGUGAUCGCCAUUGAUAAGGAUAAUAACAGCCAACGCGCAGUCAAAUGGGCCGUGGAUCACCUCGUAAAGAACUCAUGCACCCUUAUCCAUGUUCGCACCAAGGGAUUUCAUCCCCAAAAUGUUGAAGUUGCCCAUAAAGAAGGAGUCCCUCCAUCGGGCGAAGAAAUGCAUCAAUUUUUUCUUCCCUUUCGAGGAUUCUGCGCUCGAAAAGGGAUAGAAGCAAAGGAGUUGGUUCUGCAUGACCUUGAUGUCCCAAGCGCCCUUACUUAUUAUAUCAUUAACAAGUGUAUCAGAAACGUUGUUGUUGGUGCUUCUCACCGUAAUGUUAUUACGAGGAAAUUCAAAGAUGCAGAUAUCCCAACUUGCUUAAUCAAGUCUUUGCCUGAAUCCUGCUCAAUAUACGUUAUAUCAAAAGGAAAAGUACAAAAUAUCAAACCAACUGGUCAGAAUCAAAGUUAUCGCAUCAUAGCGACUAAAUCUAUAAGAGACAGUCACCGGGGAAAUUCUCAGGCUGAUGAUUCGCAGAGGUUCCCUAAUAUCCCAGAUUCUGAAGAAGAAAACAGAGAUUCAGUUAGCCAUGCAAGUGGACAGGGCUCAACCCUGGAUGGAGAGUCUAAUAGUCAAAAUCAUACCUCUGCACAAAAUGUACAGAAUGAAUCAAAUGGAGAAGAUGAUUCAUCAGUAUCAAAUCAAAAUCCAUAUUCCUUUAUUAGUGAUAUGUCGGGGCCGAAUAGUUUUCAAUCAGAUGAUAAGUUCCAUGAAAACCAAGUACUCGAGAACUCGGACAGCUGCAGGAGCCUAUCUUCAAAAAGCCCAAAAGCCUUGGAGAGAGAAAUAAGAAAAUUAAAACUGGAACUGAAAAAAACGAUGGAGAAGUAUAGUUUAGCUUGCAAAGAAGCUAUUGAAGGAAAAAAGAAGGUAAUGAAGCUUGAACAGAUUAGGGAAGAAGAAGGACGCAACUUAGAAAGAGCCAUGCUCGCUGAAGAGGCUGCAUUGGCUUUGACAGAGGUAGAAAGAGAGAAAACCAUGGCUGCAUUGGAGUCAGCACAAAUGGCAAAACUCCUAGCAGAAAUGGAGGCUGAGAAGAGAAAGCAGGCAGAAAUGAAGGCUAUGCAUGAGGAAGAGGAGAAGAAAAAAGCAGUAAAUGCACUUGUACAGAAUUUUAUCCGAUGUAGAAGAUAUGAUAUUUCAGAAAUUGAGGUUGCAACAAACCACUUUGACAAUUCAUUGAAAAUUGGUGAAGGUGGAUAUGGACCUGUUUUUAGGGCAAUGCUCGAUCACACUGUUGUUGCCAUCAAGGUCUUGAGACCAGACAUAGCAUCUGGGGAGAAGCAAUUUUUCCAAGAGGUUGAAGUUUUGAGCACCAUAAGACAUCCUAACAUGGUUCUACUCCUAGGUGCCUGCCCAGAGUAUGGAUGCCUUGUGUACGAAUAUUUGGAAAAUGGCAGCUUAGAAGACCGUCUCUUCCAGAAAGAUAACACCCCACCAAUUCCAUGGAAACUUCGAUUCCAGAUUGCGGCAGAAAUUGCCACUGGCCUUCACUUCCUUCACCAAACAAGGCCUGAACCACUGGUGCAUCGAGACCUCAAGCCCGCAAAUAUACUUUUAGACAAGAACUACAAGAGCAAGAUCAGUGAUGUAGGUUUGGCCAGGCUCGUUCCUCCAUCGGUAGCUAACAAAACCACUCAAUAUCGUAUGACAGCCGCAGCCGGUACAUUCUGCUAUAUUGACCCAGAGUAUCAACAAACAGGAUUGUUGGGUGUAAAAUCAGACAUAUAUUCCUUAGGUGUAAUGCUGCUUCAGAUUCUUACAGCAAAGCAUCCCAUGGGUUUGUCUCACCUGGUUGAAAACGCUAUCCAAACUGGGAAAUUUCCAGAGGUGCUUGAUCCAAGUGUGCCAGAUUGGCCUGUUGAAGAGGCUUUAUCACUGGCUAUGCUGGCUUUGAAAUGUUGUGAAUUGAGGAGACGAGACAGACCAAGUCUUGGCUCAGUCAUUUUGCCGGAGCUGGAUCGACUCAAAGAUUUGGAAGAAGACAGAUAUUUAAAAGAAGACACAGGCAGCAAUGACAGAUUUGAGAGGCGGAAUCAAGAGGCAAUGAGUAGCAGUCUUAAUGUGGACAGGGAGAGAAGGCAGGGGAAACCCGUGAAGUCUCUGAGCAACAAAUGCAGUAGCAGAAGUAAAAUAAGAGAAGGAGGCCUCUUUGCAGCAUCAAGAAAAGAUGUCGAGGAACUUACAGACAAGCAAGAUACUGAUGAGAUAGGAAGCUGCUGGUCUUUUGGAAGUAGCUCCCCCAUUCACUCACAUUCCUUGUAAGUUCAAUCAUGUGCUGUGUUGUCUCUAUGAAUUGUAAGAGACCAUACUUUCUCUGGUAACGUAAACAGAAGAGCCCCAUUUUUAUAAUCAUCAUCAUCACCACCACUUUCCUCAAGUCAAGUUGGCCAAAACAAUAGGCCGGGCUCACUGAGUUGAGGAAAAAGUGAUCAUACAGAAUAUAACUGUUGGAGAAAAUUUAAUUAUUUUGUCGCUUAAUGUACUUCAAAAUUAUCUUCA
Messenger RNA from Neltuma alba, 2672 nucleotides. RefSeq names its product U-box domain-containing protein 51-like. The transcript has 9 exons. Lineage: Eukaryota; Viridiplantae; Streptophyta; Magnoliopsida; Fabales; Fabaceae. The record is from RefSeq and is a predicted model, not a curated record. Gene Ontology annotation, molecular function: ATP binding; protein kinase activity. Bases 54 to 2435 code for a protein of 793 amino acids. Gene Ontology annotation, biological process: protein phosphorylation.